CUGCCAAAAAUGUGAUCAAGUGCUACCACUUUCAAUGAAAAGCUCUAACAAAAUCACAGGACUUGUGAUUUUGUGUUUCUUUUCAUUUUAACCGGCUAUUUAAACAGCAAGUAAAUGGUGUGGAUAUGGAAAAUUUGCUCGGCUGGGUUACUGAGCCAUCAAAUGCUCAAAUCGGAGAGACCAUUAAACAAUUGGCAGAUCAGCUAGUACUCAUAAAUCACACCUCGUCCGAAUUAACUUACGAUACCAGAACUCCGCCAAAAAUAAAACAGCAGAUUAAGAAACCCCCGAAAAAGGAAUCGGCGGUCACCGAGCAUUCUCAUCCAGGAGUUGUCGAGCCCGUUUCAAAUAUAGAUUCAACGUGGGAGGAAAAUACAAAGAAAUUAAAUUUCUACAAAAUUGAAAACAAACCCACUACCGAACACGGUUUGUCUACAUGGGUCUUGUUGAACAGCCAAACCGUCUCCCCAUCGAUUACAUCCACACCAAAGUCUACACCAAAACCUACUGUAAAGCAAAAAUUUGAAGACAACAAAAAUUUAACUAGAACAGAGAUUUUUAACAAGAUAACAAAGCCCUUGUUCAAAAAACGACCCGCACCAUCAACAACGAAAAAACCAACAACGGUAACCACGCCGGCAACCACAUCAACCACGGAACAAAAGAUUACUAAAAUCAAAGCGUCUAUCUUAAAUGAAGCAAUAAAUAAUAAAAAUAAGACCAUUAACAAAAAAGUGCAGGAGAAUGAGAACUCUUCGUUAUCAACGACCAAGUUACCAACACCAAGUACAACGCCAAGCGACAAUUCGUUGUUUUCUCUUGAACCAAAAGACGACGAGGUUGAACUCCUUCUAACACCUCCCUCUAAGAAAAAUAGAAGACCCUCAAAUACUACCAAGAAGAAGAAGAACAAAACGAGACGCCGUCGUCCUGCAGCCGCAGAGAAAUUAUCACUCUCCAACAGCACAAAGCUAGCACCAAAAGACAAACCAAUUGGCACGCAAAUCUACAAUUACCUGUCCAGAGAAAUUAUGCCAACUGUUGGAGUUGGCCUUGUUGGUCUAAUGGUGACAGCAGGACUCGCCAGUUACUUCCUUUACCCAUUCACCCCGGUGAGGAGAUCGUACCAAGUUGACCGAAAAGACAAUAAGGGUUCGUAUUACUACAACGACGAGUAUACUCCUGGAGGUAUCACCGAAGAAGAAGCUAUCGGUAAGGUGAUAGCCGGAAUGCCAACAACCUACGAAUCGCAAAACUAUCGAAACACCUUCAAAGGUGGACAGCAAACCACGAAUCGCAAAUCGAACGAUUUCGGCCUUCGGCGCGGACAGUCUGAGGCAUCGGUCGAGGCCAUUUACUUGACACCUUCGAAAAAAUACGACGAACAGCUUUAUUUCGCCAAUCGUAGAAACGAACCCGACGUGUACAACUCACAAUUCAUGCAUAAAGACUUUGUCACGGAGAAGACUAAAUCGCACUCGGAAGUGACACCGGUCGUCGUACCCGAACACGGACCUCGACACUUACCCAAGUCGACAACGGCAAGUGACAUCGAGGGGAGGGUUCACUCUCGAAAACGGAGAAACAGUGACUUUGAUAACGAAAUUUUUGACCACGAUGAAGAUAUCAGACGUGGAAGACCCGAAUCCACAACGUUUGCGACCACGGUUCCCAGUAAACCCCAAAACUUCUUGCACACUUUAAGACUUUUAUUCGAAGCACAAAUAAAACUCGGCUUGGAAUUUUUGCAAAAAACCUCGCAGGCGGUUGCAAAAUACUUUUCCGAUGUUCACAGUCGAUUUAAUGAGAAGAGUAAGGAGCAGCCAAGGGCUCAGUAGCUUGUGGAAUUCUAACACCGAAAUAGCAAAUGUACUCCAGAGAAUAAACAAAUGAGGACAUUGGCGUAUUCUUUGGCGUACGUUGUAAAGCUUAGGGAAGGUUGUAAUGGUUAUUUAAUAAUUUAUUAUUUUUAAUUUGUGCCUAAGACUGUAUAUAAAUAAAGUAUUCAUAAAUAGUGUAA
Molecule: messenger RNA, 2020 nt
Organism: Photinus pyralis (common eastern firefly)
Lineage: Eukaryota; Metazoa; Arthropoda; Insecta; Coleoptera; Lampyridae
Exons: 2
Coding region: 126-1838 (570 amino acids)
Source: RefSeq, a predicted model, not a curated record